AUGGAGUACGAGGGUGUGGGCAAGAGCAAGGGCAAGGGCAAGGGCAAGGGCAAGGGCAAGGGCAAAGGGAAGGGCAGCAGAAGCACGGACAGGGCCAAGGGCAAAGGCAAGGCCAAGGGCAAGGGCAAGGUCAAGACCAAGGCCAAGACCAAGGCCAAGGGAAAGGUCAAGGCCAAGGGCAGCAGGGCCAGGGCCAAGGGCAAGAGCAAGUCGCGCGCAGCGGGCAGGCGGCGGCGGCGCGGGUCGUACUCGGGCUACUCGGGCUACUCGGGCUACUCGGGCUACUCGGGCUAUAGCUACCCGUACUCGGGCUACAGCUAUCCGUAUUCAGAGUAUAGCAGCCCAUACUCUGAAUCAUCGUCAGCUGGUGGCGGUGGUGGCGGUGGCGGCAGUGGCAGCGGGCGGCGGCGGAAGAAGCAGCGGACGCUGCUAGGCGAGGCUAUUCCGCGGGCCGAGGUAGUGGGCUCUGUGACGGUGGCUGGACCAGAGGGAGACGAGGGCGGCGAUGGCGGAAGCGAGGUCGUCGACACCCGGACCGAGGCGCAGCGCAAGUUUGAGGCCAUGCAGGCCGAGAUGGAGGCCAAGCGGUUGGCGUCCGAGGUGGCCAAAUCGCACCGCGAGCGGCUGGAAGAGUACUCGUCCAAGCUCGGCAAACUCUCCGAGUUCCACGGAUGA
Thecamonas trahens ATCC 50062 is the source of this 675-nucleotide messenger RNA. RefSeq lists its product as uncharacterized. The transcript is spliced from 2 exons. Bases 1 to 675 code for a protein of 224 amino acids. Lineage: Eukaryota; Apusomonadida; Apusomonadidae. The record is from RefSeq and is a predicted model, not a curated record.